CCCUCGAUACAUGCACAUUUUUUUCAUUACGUUUUGUUUUGUAAAAAGAAUUAAAGGAGGCCAUGCAUCAUGUAACUCAGUUUUGUUUGAUGCGACAGAAAAGGAAAGAAUUAUUGAUGUCAAUGAUAACAGUCCCCCUAUGAACUCCAAAGUUAACAGCCCUUCUGUCAACUCCAAAGUCAACUCAAAAGGCAACAGUAUUUCUGUCAACUCCAACGACAACAACCUCCCUGUCAGCUCCAGAGGCAACAGCCUCCCUGUCAACUCCAACGGCAACACCAGCUUACCUAAGAAAACCAUCAGGACAGAGUGUUGUCAAAGCAUUGCAGACUUUAGGCAAAGAAGUGACAACGAUUUUGUGUUUAUUCGUUUUGUUAGUGUUUUGUAUGAUUGUGAAAUGGUGUCAACGGGUGUUUUCCAGGUGGCGACGACGUUGUGGUCAUUGUCCUCACAAUCUGCUGUUCUGUUGUUCACAAACACCCCCGCCUUCCCCACACUCAGCUCAAUCUACCCCGCCUUCCCUACACUCAGCUCCACCUACCCCGCCUUCCCCACAAUCAGCUCCAUCUACACCGCCUUCCCCACACUCAGCCCCACCUACCCCACCUUCCCCACACUCAGCUCCAUCUACCCCGCCUUCCACACACUCAACUCCUGCCUCUCCACAACAUUCACUCUCAGCUUCUCCUCAAUUCCCCCCCCCCCUCAGCUCAUACCUCUCCACCUACCCCUUCAUCAAACACUCAACUGUUGCCUUCUGAAUCACGUUCAGUCACUCGUCUCCAGACGCGUAUGCAGUCGAUUGCAUCACGGUCAUUCACUCGGCUGCAGGCGCGUCUGCAUGCAAGAACAUUACAUCCACCCAGACAGCAGGCUAGGAGGUCUCUGGACUUUGAGCUGAAGCAGUUGCGUUGAUUUUGUUGUUUUAAAUAUUAAAAAUAUCUUUGAUUAUUUUUAUAUGUAAGAAUUUACAUGUUUUAAGUAUUAAAAUUAUCUUUGAUUAUUUUUAUAUGUAAGAAUUUACAUGUUUAU
Molecule: messenger RNA, 1032 nt
Organism: Gigantopelta aegis
Lineage: Eukaryota; Metazoa; Mollusca; Gastropoda; Neomphalida; Peltospiridae
Exons: 4
Coding region: 11-901 (296 amino acids)
Source: RefSeq, a predicted model, not a curated record